Messenger RNA from Scophthalmus maximus (turbot), 4016 nucleotides. It is a transcript of the gene akt2, whose product is annotated as v-akt murine thymoma viral oncogene homolog 2. The record is from RefSeq and is a predicted model, not a curated record. The transcript has 14 exons. NCBI's taxonomy places the organism in Eukaryota, Metazoa, Chordata, Actinopteri, Pleuronectiformes, Scophthalmidae. Gene Ontology annotation, molecular function: protein serine/threonine kinase activity; ATP binding. Gene Ontology annotation, biological process: protein phosphorylation. The coding region runs from base 479 to 1927 and encodes 482 amino acids.
CGACUGGCUCCACACUCUGAACCCCCACGAAGAGGACGCGAGGGCUGCUUUCGUGCCGCGGUUAUCUGGACCAAGUACAUCUACUCCAACUUGGAGCUCGGGUGGACUUUGUUCCCUCUGUGCGCGCGUGUGGUUUUGCAUACGCUCCCCGGCGGCGAGCCACUGCAGCAGGGCAGCGACAGACUGAGGCAGCACGCCGCUGCUGCGGGACAAGAAAACAAGCUGUCCGCUGGAAGCUGUGUGAUCAUUGACAGAGUUCAAUACACACACCGGUGCGGGAGCCUUUGGAAACCCCCCCCCCCCCCCCUCCAUCCUCCCCCCUCCCAUCCGAGCCUCUCCGGGGACUCACGGCCGGGCUUUAUACUUUCAUUUUAUUAUAUUUGUGAGCCUCUGAAGUGUCGGUGUUAUUUAGGUGUUUUGUAUCUGAGCCACUGUCUACGCAGCCCCCUCCCAAACCAAGACAGUCUUCCGCCCCAGCAUGAAUGAAGUCAGUGUUGUGAGAGAGGGAUGGCUCCACAAGAGAGGUGAAUACAUUAAAACUUGGCGGCCUCGUUACUUCAUAUUAAAGAGCGACGGCUCCUUCAUCGGCUACAAGGAGAAGCCGGAGGUCUCCAGCGACCACAACCUCCCGCCGCUCAACAAUUUCUCCGUCGCAGAAUGCCAGCUGAUGAAGACGGAGCGUCCCAGGCCCAACACGUUUGUCAUCCGUUGCCUGCAGUGGACCUCGGUUAUCGAGCGCACUUUCCACGUGGACAGCAACGAGGAGAGGGAGGAAUGGAUGCGAUCGAUCCAGGCGGUGGCCAACAGCCUGAAGAGUCAGCAGCAGGACGAGGAGCCCAUGGAGAUCAAGUUUGGCUCCCCGGGCGAAGGCGGCGGCACCGAGGAGAUGGAGAUCGCCGUGUCCAAAUGCAACAUGAAAGUGACCAUGAGUGACUUUGACUACCUGAAGCUGCUCGGCAAAGGGACAUUUGGCAAAGUGAUCCUGGUGAAGGAAAAGGCCACAGGGAUGUACUACGCCAUGAAGAUUCUCCGCAAAGAAGUCAUCAUCGCUAAAGACGAGGUGGCACACACCGUUACGGAAAGCAGAGUUCUCCAAAAUACACGGCACCCGUUUCUAACGACACUAAAAUAUGCAUUUCAAACACAUGACCGGCUAUGCUUUGUGAUGGAGUACGCAAAUGGAGGAGAACUCUUCUUUCACUUAUCGCGGGACCGAGUGUUCACAGAAGACAGAGCGCGAUUCUACGGUGCAGAAAUAGUGUCGGCACUGGAGUACCUGCAUUCGCGCAACGUAGUUUACAGGGAUUUGAAACUGGAGAACCUCAUGUUAGACAAGGACGGACACAUAAAGAUAACAGACUUUGGCUUGUGUAAAGAGGGGAUCACAGACGGCGCCACCAUGAAGACGUUCUGUGGAACCCCGGAGUACUUGGCACCAGAGGUGCUGGAGGACAACGACUACGGCCGGGCGGUGGACUGGUGGGGACUCGGCGUGGUCAUGUACGAGAUGAUGUGCGGCCGGUUGCCCUUCUACAACCAGGACCACGAGCGUCUGUUUGAGCUCAUCCUCAUGGAGGAGAUCCGCUUCCCCAAGAACCUGGCCCCCGAAGCCAAGGCCCUGCUGGCUGGCCUGCUCAAGAAGGAUCCCAAACAGAGGCUCGGAGGAGGACCUGAUGACGCCAAAGACGUGAUGGGCCACAAGUUCUUCACCUCCAUCAACUGGCAGGAUGUCACCGAGAGAAAGCUCGUUCCGCCCUUUAAGCCCCAGGUAACGUCGGAGACGGACACUCGCUACUUUGACGACGAGUUCACAGCACAAACCAUUACGAUAACUCCUCCAGACAAGUAUGACAGUUUAGACGCAGAGGAUUCGGACCAGCGUACGCACUUCCCUCAGUUCUCCUACUCUGCCAGCAUACGGGAAUGAUUACUCAGACUCUUGAACAAGCAGGCAGGCUUAACACACAAUCACAAUCCCACAUAAACCAACAAACACACACAAACACAUACACACACACACACACUCGCACUGCUGGGGGGGUAGGAACGACACCAAAAAAAACAAAAAACUGUCACAAGACACAUUUUCAUUUGGUCUUAAAUGCACACACACACACACACACACACACACACACACACACACACACACACACACGUAGACAUGAUGGCGAAUCAGACGACGAGACAUGGAUCAUAGAGUAUGCAGUGAACACACACACGCGGGCUGUGAACGACGGACCUCAGCAGGUUUGUGUGUGUAGACCGGCAGCUUCGUCUCUGUGCGCUCUCUCAGGGCCGGCUGGCCGGCGUUAGGCUCCCCCUGCAGGACGUCCCGCUGCACUACACUUGGGCGACACAUCAGAGCCUUGACACUUUGAUAAAACCAGGUUACGCCAGCGAGUCCCACCUCUUUACCAGCUGUUCCCUUUGCUACACACACACACAAACGCACACCAACCCAUGCAUAGACUACACACACACAAAUGUACUUGGUAGAAUUUUCAGAAUUAGAAAAAAUUUAAAAGAGUUGGGGGGAAAAGACAAAAUUUUAUGUCAUCAAUUGUUACAGUUUUAAUGUAAAGCCAUAUUUCUGCAUUUCUCUUUAGGUUUUUAAGUUUUUUUAAAUUUGAUUUUUUGAUUUUUUUUAACAAGUGCUCUUUCUGGAACUUGCUGUUACAAAUCAAAUGUGGGACAGUUCCUACAGUGCGGGGGAUGAGGGGGGGAACAGGGAGGAGGAGGGGUCGCCAUGUUUGCGAGUGUGUGUGUGCGUGUGUGCGUGCGUGCAGGGGGAUGUAUGUGUGAACGACCAUUUUUGAUUCUCAACCAUCCAUCUGUCUGCUUUUAUGCAUGUUUUUAAAAAACAAAAAAAACAAAACAGUUGCUGGUAUAUUGAGGAGAAGACACUACAACACGGCACAAUCAAUGGCCUUUUUUUUUUUUUGAAAGGGAACAAGCAUGUAAAUUUAAGAAUUUAGCUUCGACCGGCUUUGCCGCUAAAUUUGACUCAGUCAGGAUUAAGGAAACUGGGAUCUCACGCAUGGCUAAAAUCUUUUUGCUUUUUUAAACGCUGCGUUACUUUAAUUCGAUUUGAAGCAGCGGUCGAGCUCAACACUGACCAACCGACCGUCUUCCUGCUGGUUGGAGGUGUUCGUUUUCAUUAAGGCCAGUCGUGCUGUGUGUUGAAGUCGGGACUAACAGAAGGAAAGAGGGAAACUAAAGAGACGAGUGCGCUUCAUCAGUUUUACCGCGAAACCCGUCUCGAGAGACCCGAUGUAAGAACGAACGCGGUCAUUCGCUCGCUGUCCUUGGUCCGGUCAUUCUCACUCCCCCUAGUCGAGGAGUUUUAAGGACACCAAUCUUUUUCUUUCUUUUUUUAAUUCAUUUUCUUUAUUUUCUUUUUUUAAAUAUCAAUCUAAGUGUUUCAAAAUAUUUUUUAAAAAUAAGCCUUUGAAUGUUCCUGUAUUUAAAGAAUGAAAAAGUUCCAAUUGUUGUUUCAGCCUUUUAAAAGCCCCCCCCCCCAAAAAAAAGAAUGACUGACCCCUGGUGGAUUGUUAUUUUUCACACUUCAAAUGAUUCCACAUUUUAAUGUUUAGAUUUUAUUUUUGGGGGGGUGGGGGUGUUUUCUUCUAAUGCUGUAUCAAAGCACUUAAAUCUGUGUGAGGUCUUUGUCUGGAGCAACGAGCUGCACGACCUGGUCGACCGACCUUCGACCUGCAGACGGGGGCGAACUGAGAUAAAAGAUUUUCGAGUCGUGACCUGACCUCUCACGAUCCAGAGAAGUUCUGGGACGCCCCAAUUUUUACAAUUCUGUAUUGCUGGAAGAAGAGAAGUCGUCGCUUUGCUCUUCGAGCUUCACUAAAGGAAACAUCGAGACCUUUAUGUUUGUCAUUGUUCUUGUUUUUUGUUUUUGUUUCUCCUUUUUUUUGUUGUCCUUCUAUUUCUCAAAUUUUGGAAGACACCUCUUGUUUUAAGUAUACAUUAUAUAAAAUAUAUAUUAAAAGUUUUUUUUAAACGGC